Mycetomoellerius zeteki is the source of this 3047-nucleotide messenger RNA. It is a transcript of the gene Ada2b, whose product is annotated as Transcriptional adapter 2B. NCBI's taxonomy places the organism in Eukaryota, Metazoa, Arthropoda, Insecta, Hymenoptera, Formicidae. The record is from RefSeq and is a predicted model, not a curated record. Gene Ontology annotation, cellular component: nucleus; SAGA-type complex. Gene Ontology annotation, molecular function: zinc ion binding; chromatin binding; transcription coactivator activity. Gene Ontology annotation, biological process: chromatin remodeling; regulation of transcription by RNA polymerase II.
UUCGUCGUGCGACGCAACAGUCGUAAACACGACCCUUCCUUUUUUUUUUUUUUGGUCGGUGUUCCUCGCGUUUCGAGCACGCCUGUACGGGGUGAACCGAACGUCUCGUAGGGUGAGACGCGUCGCGAUUCUGCGGCGUUGACGUUCUCGCGUGAGUUUACGCGAGCCGAAAGAUGAUGGUUACGGCGGUGACACCGCGACUCGGCAUCUCGUGAUAUCGUAAAAUUCACGACUCGAUGGUAUGCGGUGACGUCAUCCGAAUCUGCUCUGGAAGGAUCCAGCAAGACAAUGGCGGAUUUGUACGCGCAAUACAGCUGCACCUAUUGCCGAGAGGACAUCGCGGGUCUACGUGUCAAGUGCAUCGAGUGCCCCGAAUUCGACCUUUGCUUGCAGUGUUUUUCCGCCGGUGCUGAAAUUGGUCAACACAAAAAUAAUCAUGCUUAUCAAUUUAUGGACUCUGGUACGAUCAGUAUAUUCAAUGGUCGUGGUAACUGGACAGCCAGAGAACAGCUGAGACUCCUAGAUGCGAUCGAACAGUUUGGAUUCGGAAACUGGGAGGACAUCAGCAAACACAUCGAGACGCGUACACCAGAAGAAGCGAAAGAAGAAUAUAUUGCAAGGUAUCUUAAUGGUAACAUCGGAAAACAUACAUGGCCACCUACAGAUAGCUACGUACCAAAUCUUACGGAUCAGACGAAGUCUGAUCAUGGUCCUCUAUCACCUGACCUCACAUCUAAAUUACCACCAUUGGAUAUCACUCCAGAAGAAGCUGCGCAACUGGGGUACAUGCCCCAACGAGAUGAUUUUGAAAGAGAUUACAAUCAUGAGGCUGAAUCUCUCGUAUCUUCAUUGUUCCUGAAUCCUGCCGAAGACGAUGAUCUUGAUAUUGCACUUAAACUAGCACAAGUUGAUAUGUACACUAAUAAUCUCAGAGAGCGAGCCAGACGAAAACGCGUCGUGAGAGAUUACCAGCUUGUGUCGGCUUUCUUUGCGUCAUCCAGGAGAGAUAAAGGAAUAAAGAAAAAAUGGACGAAAGAAGAAAAAGAAUUUAGGGACAGAAUGCGUGUAUUCGCACAGUUUUACACAGCACAAGAGCACGAACAGUUCCUAACAAAUCUCGAGAGGGAAAAAAAAAAAAGAGAAUUGCGCUUACGGCUCUCGGAGCUUUAUCGAUAUCGUGAGAACGGCAUUACGAGACAUGAGGAAUGCGCUCAUUUCGAGCAAGUUCUUGCACAAACUCAGAGACAAAAUGAUACAGUGGAUCAUUGGAGUGAAAAGAAAUCUGGCAGCAGUGGGCAGUCCACACCAAUACACCGCAGCACCUCAAAAAGAAGAGAAGAAGAAAAAAAUUACGCUUCCAUAGACCGAAAAUACACUGUAAAGCAAGAUUUAGUCAACUCCACAGUCAGUCAAGCCAAUCACAAUCGGACGACGACUCCAGCCAAUCAGUGGGCGGAGUCGGAUAGCAAUCCAAAUACUUCCAAUCAGUCGACUUCCAGCCCCAGUUCUUUACACGAAAAAAGUUACAACAGUGGUACCACUAUCCAAGAGCGAGAUAUAGAAUUGGAGGCUGCGUCUCAUCUUUUAACGAAGCAAGAAAAAUCCUUAUGUAUUCAACUUGAUCUAAAGCCGACUCAGUAUUUGACGCAAAAGACAUUGUUAUUACAAGAAUAUUUAACCGGUAAUAGGAGAUUGAGUAUUGUACCUCAAUCAGAACCAGAAAGCAAAAUUCUUCAUUAUUUAGUAACUAACGGUUGGAUUACAGCCAAUUGAUCAAACGUGUAAAAAUUUACGAUUUUUUACCACUCUAAGUCAUUUCUAAUCUUAUAAGCUAAGUCUUAGAUAUAAUUAAAAUUUUUAAGUCUGAUUCAGAGUUAAAUGUAAAGCAGAUAGAUAAAGACAAGAAACGGAAGAACAGAACGCAUAUGUGUAUAGUAGUUACGUUGUUACUGAUCCUUUUACAUAGGGAUAUUGCUAUAAUAUAACGUGAUCUAUAGUUCAACGUAGGAUCAGAUAGAUUCACAAUCAGGCGCAAUUUACGUGUUUGACGUCUGAUAAAUCUAGCAAUGGCUUGCGUUCAACACAGAAAACUGAUCAGUCAACGCUCAAUAAUUCUUUAAUAUGAUUGAUUCCUACCCUUAGAUCCAGCGAAGAACUAAAGCCGAAUCAAUCACAUUAAAGAAUCGUUGAGUGUUCACUGAUCAAUUUUCUCUCUUGAACGUGGCUGGAGAGUUCAGGGCCGAUUCUAUAAAAUCUUAGCAAGUGUUCAAUUGCUUCUUUAUCAUUUUUUUUUAGACUGAUUUUUAUUAUAGCAUGACUAUAAAUAUCGAGAAUAAUAAACAAUUUAAUUAAUUGCAACAAACAUUGACAAAUGUUUGAUGAUAACAAAAUGAGAAUCGACCCUUAAAAUAUUUUACUUAUUUCCAAUUGAAUUUAAACGAAUCUCUUAACACUGCCUACGUAGAGCCAUUGAACGUAUUGCUCAAUUAAUUCUUCCAUUGUGUUAUGUUCAUAUGUAGACAUGCCUGUUGAGCACUUUUCUUUCUGUUUUAAAUGUUAUCAUAUUCGACAAUAAGGAAAUAUCAAGAUUAUUCACAAUGACUACGUUCAGCAGAAAUUCUUCAAUAUGAUUGGUUCUUUUGAUUCUUUAUGGAUCUAAAUGUAUAAUUCAACUAUAUUGAAGAAUUUUACAACAGAAUACGAGCGUGGUGUAGCUGAUAGCGUACUGGUCUGUUAUACUAGAAAUUCUGGUUCGAUCCCCGGCAGAAUCGAAAAUUUUCGUACGCUCGUACCUCCUCUCGGAAGGCAAAUCACCGAGUAGUAUACUCUUGCCCAAGAAACCUCCCUAUCAAAAAUUAACGUUCGGAAUCGACGUUUAAACUGUAGAUCUCUAUAUACCUUGUGUACGAUCAGUGUGCAUGCAAAGGUAUAUGAGAGGGAGGCGCCUAUGCGCUGAUAACAGCGUAUGGCACUUGAAUAAGAAGACAACAGUUGCACAGCUACUUUCUCUGCUGAACGUAGCCAUUGUUUUCAAAUUAUAAAAUUGU